Lactuca virosa is the source of this 312-nucleotide messenger RNA. The record is from the annotation of a GenBank genome assembly. NCBI's taxonomy places the organism in Eukaryota, Viridiplantae, Streptophyta, Magnoliopsida, Asterales, Asteraceae.
AUGGUUCAUUUCCAGAUAUACCCUUGUGUUUUUUUCCUUCUCUUAAUCACUUUCCAUGGAUUAAUCCCAUUGUUUGAUGGAAGGAAAUUAAAAGAUGUUACUGCCUUUAGGCCUACAACACCAGGGAAUAGUCCAGGAGCAGGGCAUUCUUUCACUGAAAACAGACCAUAUUUAAGAUCAAAAGAAGUAGAAAGUAAUGUUUCAGGUAUUCAUCAUCCUACUUCAGAAUCUGCAACUGGUUUUAGGCCUACAAAACCAGGAAACAGCCCUGGUGCUGGUCAUUCUAUACACAAUCAAACUGCUAUGCCAUAA